Messenger RNA from Daphnia carinata, 2336 nucleotides. It is a transcript of the gene Atg7, whose product is annotated as ubiquitin-like modifier-activating enzyme ATG7. The transcript is spliced from 10 exons. Gene Ontology annotation, molecular function: Atg8 activating enzyme activity; Atg12 activating enzyme activity. Gene Ontology annotation, biological process: cellular response to nitrogen starvation; C-terminal protein lipidation; autophagosome assembly. The coding region runs from base 81 to 2183 and encodes 700 amino acids. The record is from RefSeq and is a predicted model, not a curated record. Gene Ontology annotation, cellular component: phagophore assembly site; cytoplasm. NCBI's taxonomy places the organism in Eukaryota, Metazoa, Arthropoda, Branchiopoda, Diplostraca, Daphniidae.
UGAACAAUGACUUUUGACAAGUAAACAAAACCGAAUGUUAAUUUCGAGAACUUCGAUUAGUGAAAAAAACACCGAAAAACAUGACGUCGGAAGAAAGUGGAAAGAUUCUACAGUUUUUGCCAUUUAGCUCUGUUGUAUCAAGUUCGUUCUGGCACAAACUAACGCAGAUGAAAAUUGAUGUUUAUGCUUUGAGUGAUGAACCAGUGGAUAUUACCGGCUACUAUACCAAUCAGUCUGCAUCAUCGAGACUUCCAGCUUGUUUAAACGUUGAUUACUCAUCCUUCGAAAACCACCAUGAAUCUGUAGUGGGAAGCAAUGGGAUUCUCUGUCAAGGACUUCUGCAAAAUACAAACACCCUUGAGGCUUUUAAAGAUAUCAACAAACAAGCAGCCAUUAAUAAAUGUGGCGAACAAAUCUGGAGUGAUAUAUUGAGUGGAGCAGCCCUAUUGAAUCCUAGUCUUCUUUCCCGUUUUCUACUGCUAACAUUUGCGGACCUUAAAAAGUAUCAAUUUUACUAUUGGUUUGCCUUUCCUACCUUGGUAUUUCCUUCCAAAAUCAUCUUAAAUGAAGAACCAAAAGAAUUGGACAAAAUAUUAUCAAAAGAUGAGUUACAUCAGUUACAGCAAGCUUAUGAUCAGUACAAAGCCACUUGUGGCCAGAGUGCCUUUCUGGUGGAGAAGAAUCCUGAGCUGGGUUUUAAAUGCUAUCCAUUGAAAGAAUUGGCUAAUCUUAGAGAUACGACGUGGGUUGUAUUCUGCGAUCCGUCGUCCUUGCCUACUAAUCCUGGGUGGCCAUUACGGAAUCUUCUAGCUUUGAUAGCCUAUCACUACAAAGAACGUCUUGCUGGCCUUUCCGUUCUGUGCUGGCGAGAUGAGGUGCGUGACGGCCAACGUCGAAUUGCCUCCAGUCUCUUAAUAGAAAUCAAAGAUGUCGUCUAUCCAACUGAGAAUGAAGCGAAUCCAAAAUGUCUUGGUUGGGAGAAGAAUGAACGCGGUAAACUCGGAGCUCGUAUGGUAAACCUCAGCAAUUCCAUGGACCCAGAACGCCUUGCGGAAUCGGCGGUUGAUCUCAAUCUAAAAUUGAUGAAAUGGCGUUUAUUGCCCGAGUUGAAUCUGGAUUCUAUCCAAAACACCAAAUGCUUACUUCUCGGCGCCGGAACCCUGGGCUGUUAUGUUGCCAGGACGUUGAUGGCAUGGGGAGUCCGACAUAUCACAUUUAUCGAUAACGGUCGAGUCUCUUAUUCUAAUCCAGUUCGCCAAUCACUUUACACAUUCAAAGACUGCCUAAACGGAGGUCACGCCAAAGCAGAGAGCGCUGCUAAUUCGUUGCGUGAAAUCUUCCCAGGAAUGAUCAGCCGAGGGAUCGACUUGCGCAUUCCAAUGCCGGGCCAUUACGUCACAGAUGCUGAGGAAGUCGAAAAGGACGUCAAGCAGUUGGCGGAUGCUAUCGAAGAGCACGACGUCGUUUUCCUAUUGACGGACACGCGAGAAAGUCGUUGGCUUCCCACCAUGUUGUCUGCUUAUCGCGGAAAGCUGGCCAUCAACGCCGCCUUGGGCUUCGACACAUACUUGGUGAUGCGUCAUGGACAAAGAGAGCCGUGGAAUCCCGGUCAAGUUCAAGUGGAAAAAUCGAAAGGCGUCAUGCGGGGAGCCCUGGCCGGUCGUCAGCUGGGUUGUUAUUUCUGCAAUGACGUUGUCGCCCCUGGGGAUUCGACCAAAGAUCGAACUCUAGAUCAACAAUGUACAGUCACGCGACCCGGAAUUUCUCUUAUCGCCUCCGGUCUGGCCGUCGAAUUGAUGGUCUCUGUUCUCCAGCAUCCUGAAGGGGGUAACGCAUCUGCUGAGAUCUCAACUGCCGCCAUGACAACCGUCCAGCAGCACCAACAGGAGCCGGACAACAAAGAAAUUAGUGGCAGUCCAUUGGGCGUUGUGCCUCACUCUAUCCGAGGUUUUCUUCACAGACAUCAGCAAGUGCUUCCGGCCACAGAAGCAUUUUACAAUUGCACUGCGUGUUCACCUCUCGUUAUAAAACGCUACGCUGAAGAAGGAUACGCCUUCCUAUCGGAAGUUUUUAAUAAUCCAGAUUGCUUGGAACAAGUGUCGGGAUUAGCGGAUCUUCAUAAGGAUAUAGCAUCCAUCGAGGACUGGGAUUAUCCGGAGGAGUCAGAGGAAUCGAACGACUAGAAAAAUAAAAAUCAAAGAUUAAAACAGUAUGAAAUUAUUCACACAUUGUAUUCCUCGCUAGAACUGAAUGUCAUCACAAUGUCGUAACGAGAUGUCCAGAAAAAAAGUCUCUAUCGAAAAUUAAAUCGAAAUUACAAGCCAUAAAAAAGAUAA